This is a messenger RNA of Cataglyphis hispanica, 2883 nucleotides long. RefSeq lists its product as uncharacterized. The record is from RefSeq and is a predicted model, not a curated record. The transcript has 5 exons. Lineage: Eukaryota; Metazoa; Arthropoda; Insecta; Hymenoptera; Formicidae. The coding region runs from base 1104 to 2534 and encodes 476 amino acids.
CCCCGCGGGCAGAUCGAAAUCCUAAAAGCGAGAAAGUUCUGAUGUAACUCGCCCCUGCCGGAUGAUCGUUAAUUAAACGAUUGUGUAACGAACACGUCGCGUACGCACUUGCGAGCAUCGAUCUUACGGAUGAAGGAGUGUAACGUCACGGAUAACGAUCUUGCUCCUUUGUUCACGCUCGACUGUUAAAUCAAUUCAGCGGCGUUAAUAGGGAAAGAAAAUAACUCUCCGCAUAGAGUACUCACGCUUGUGUUUACGAGAGGCGGAAUGCGGUAACGUAUAGGAUCAUUUUCAGGACGCGAGUCUUCCGUAAACGGCAAGUUAUUUAUAAAAUGUGAAAAAUUAUCGAGAAAGUUAAGCUACAUUAUAUCAGAUCGUAAUUAUCUUAGCUCAACAAGAUAUGUUAAUCGUCUUAACGAAACGUCUUAACAAAGGAUAAAACUCUCGAUUGAAAAUUGCAGAAGAAAACUCAACUAGAAUUGGCCAAGACUUCGCGCUGUUUAAUUAUUUCUUCGCUUUUUUUAUCAAAAAGAAAAAAAAGACACACUAAAUACUUGCAUUCCGUUCUAAAUGAGCAGCGUGUGCAAUGAUAUGUUACAAAUGUUAUCAUAAAUAUAUGUACAAUAAUUUAUAUUCGAUAUGAAGAAUGUCGCGAGAGUAGAUCAUUUAAAUUGUUCUAGAUAGAUCUGCAAAAAUUGUUGUGUGCCUUUGAGACUCAAAUCUUCAAAAGUGUCAGUAAGAUAUUUCGCGAGACGGGAGAAAGAAAAAAAAAAGAGAAAAGGCCUUUUCGCGACGCGGGAAGCAUUUAUAUAGACGACACAUUAUUCUUAUUCUGCGCACAUGUCGUCAUUCUAAGCCCUGCCGCCAGGGACAAUGCCAUUGCCAUAGUGAAACAGUGAAAGUAUGGUCAUUUUGCCCUCGCGCGCGCCUCUGCUCUUCCCACUCGUAUUCGCAUACAAACACGCACGCACGCACCGCACACGCAAUGACAUUUCGCGAUAGUCUCGUUUUGAACGUCGCAUCUCUCGACAAAACGCUCUUCACGUAGCAACGCAGUGUAAACGCGUGAAAUUAUUCGUGCGUGCGCUAAAGAUGAGAGCGCAAUGCGGAUUCUCCUAGGAUGCAUCAUCUGCCUUCUAUCAGCGGCCAACGCAAGAACCGCGAUAAUGCCGCCACCGUGGGCUGAUCCUUCGAGCAACCCGUGCGCCGCACAACCGCGCGGUUGGCAGUUGCUAUAUUGGCCAGCCGAUGGAAAAUGCUACAAAAUAUUCCAGAUCGGCGCCCCGUGUCCGGAAAGCAUGGAAUUGGGCCCCGCGGCCGACGGCGGCGGAACAAUCGCGGAAUGCCGAUGUCCCCCAGGAACCGCGCAAUCGCCCAGGGACGCCCUGUGCCAUCCGAUAUUCACGAGAGCGUCCUGUUCCGAGGGUCAAUUCUUCGCACCGGUGCCUGAGGCGCCCAGUAAAUUGGGAUCGAAACGACGAUGGGGAGUAUGUCGCGAUCCUGAACCCUGUGACGAACGAGGCGAAAUCUACUGGCCGAGGGAUAGUAAAUGCUAUCCGCGACUCAGCAGAGGUCCUUGUCCGCGCGGUGAGCUCCUCGUCUUGGACGAAAACGGUCUAGCGACCUGUUCGUGCUCGACGACCGGCGAACUGGGUAGAUAUCAUUGGCUGGGGAGCGGCGGCGGCUGUUACGAGCACUAUACCAAGGGUCCGUGCUUGGAAUCGGGAGAACUGUUUUUGCCAGGUGGCAUAUGCGGAUGCCAUUCUCAAUUACCUCACUACCACGAACCGAGCGGAAUGUGCUAUCAAUUAGGCGGCGUCGGUCCAUGUUCGCAAGGACAUCAUUUUGUGGUAACUAUGGACGCCCGAUCAUCGACACAAGAGGAUGUUGUGCGAGCCAGAUGUGUGUGCAAAUCGGGUCACAUAUUAUACAAAAACGGACAAUGCUAUCGACUGCACACGAGAGGACCCUGCGAGAAUGGUUAUAUGUUGAUCAACUCGUCGACCUGCGUUCCUGUGCCGUGCAAACGCGGCAGGUUGUACUUUCCUCAGGAGAAGACUUGCUACAAGAUCGGCACACGAGGACCGUGCCCGAACGGUCAGAUAGUGUUGUAUGAUUACAAUGUCAGGCCGUCCCUUGAUGGGAUCGGAUAUAACGGCGUGUGCGGAUGUACUAGUAUCAUGAGGGACGCUGGCAAAUGCGUGGAAGGCGAUAGUGAUGACUGCGAGAGCACACCGGGUAUGGUGAUGAUUAAUAAGACCUGCUACAAACUGUACACGCAGGGCCCGUGCACCGCGGGCGAAUGGUUAGUUGCACAAAGAAUACCGAGAAACACUCGAUUGUGGCGAGAGAGAAAGUCGCAAUCAAAAGCUAGAUGCGAAUGUCGACCCGGUUACAAGAGAAUCGUCGAGAACUCGGGAGAGGCUCUGGAGGAGCUGGAAAGCAAUAGUCUGAUCUCGCUAAAUGGCUGCCAGCCACCCGCGGUGAGCCUGGCGAAAUUUCUCAACGAUAACGUCAAGUCGAUGACGAUUUAAUUGGCUGCGCAGUAAAUCUGCAUUGCCUCAUUUAUAAUUUAUUACAGAUUCCACGAGAUAAAUUUAUUUUUUUAUCUAGCAAAGAACGUGUAUGAUGUGUUCAAAUAUUUCAGUCGAAAGAAUAACGAUAGAUUUAGUUUUGUACAUAAUGUUAUAAUUAUUUUUUUAAUUUUAUCUCGUUUUAUGUCGUCGAACGAAGUUUUAUUUAUUAUGUUUUAUACCUUAAGCAUUGUAAAUACCAUUUCUACGGUUUUGUGACUUAAAGCUUAGAGUUUCUCGAGAAACAUGUGCCACUUUUUUUUUAGAAGAAUUACUGAACGUUGUAAAUAAACACAGAUGUACUUACUCA